Beta vulgaris subsp. vulgaris (sugar beet) is the source of this 1306-nucleotide messenger RNA. Its product is annotated as probable carboxylesterase 6. Lineage: Eukaryota; Viridiplantae; Streptophyta; Magnoliopsida; Caryophyllales; Amaranthaceae. The coding region runs from base 97 to 1152 and encodes 351 amino acids. The transcript has a single exon. Gene Ontology annotation, molecular function: hydrolase activity. The record is from RefSeq and is a predicted model, not a curated record.
UACCAUUCAUUUCUACCAUACGAAACAAAAGGAAUAUCACACUUUUAUAAACACUUCCAUUAUAAAACCUAUACAACUCCUUCCCAACUUCCACCCAUGGUUGUGUCCAAGCCUACAAAAAUGGUUGCCAUGGAUUUAGAUCAAAACCUUGGCCUGAAAUCCGACGAUGAUCGCGGCUCGAUUAUCGAGGAAAUCAAAGGCCUAAUCAAGCUAUACAAAGAUGGGUAUGUAGAGAGAUCACUCAAAGCUAUGUCAUGUGUUUCUCCUUUCUUAGCUCCAGAUCUUCAAGUUAAUGCUAGAGAUGUUUUUAUUGACAAGAUCACAAAUAUUUGGGCACGUGUAUAUGUUCCAAAAUGCAACAAUCAAGACUAUUAUACUAAUAAUAAGUUGCCAAUUAUAGUUUACUUUCAUGGAGGUGGAUUUUGUGUAGGCUCAACUGCGUGGAAAUCUUAUCAUAACUUCCUAGGAAAUUUAGCAUCCAAAGCACGGUGCGUAAUUGUGUCGGUGAAUUACCGUUUAGCCCCUGAAGAUCCUCUUCCAGCGGCUUAUGAAGAUGGAAUGAAGGCCCUCAUGUGGGUAAAACAACAAGAAACAAUGGGUCAAAACAGUGAAUUUUGGGCCAAGUAUUCUGACUUUUCUAGCAUAUUCCUAGCUGGAGAUAGUUCUGGUGCAAAUUUAGCUUACAAUGUGGCCUUAAAACUUGGUACAUCUCAUAAUAUGCCCUUAAUUGUAAAGGGAAUUAUCUUGGUACAACCAUUUUUCGGAGGCGAAGAGAGGACUAAUUCUGAGUUGAUUAAGGUCCAAUCUUGUAAAUCAGCGUUGAGUUUAGCAGCCAAUGAUACAUAUUGGCGAUUAGCAAUGCCUUCCGGCGCGAACCGAGACCAUCCAUGGUGCAAUUCGUUAAGGAAAGAUACAAAAAAAUUGGAGAAUAUGAGGGUGAUGGUAUGUAUAGCAGAGAAAGAUAUACUAAGAGAUAGGAAUUUAGAGUUAUGCACUUGUUUAGCUAAGAAUGUAGGCAAUGAGGUAGAGUAUGUAAUUAGUGAAGGUGUGGGACAUGGAUUUCAGAUUUUGGACGAGUCUCAGUUCUCACAAAAUCGUAAGAAGGAAAUGGUUUCUCAUAUUGUGGAGUUUGUUAGCAAAUAUACUAGAUAACUCAACACUGGUUGUUAGCAAAAUAUCUUAGCUUAUGUUUGUCCUAUUGUAUAAUAAUGUAUGUUGACUUUGUGAAAAGAAGAAUAAUUAUGUACAUGACUACCCUUAUGUAAAUUUGGAUGAUAAUAUGAUAUUUAUUUCAUUAUUAAUUUUA